This is a messenger RNA of Blastocystis hominis, 624 nucleotides long. RefSeq lists its product as hypothetical. NCBI's taxonomy places the organism in Eukaryota, Bigyra, Opalinata, Blastocystidae. Gene Ontology annotation, biological process: maturation of SSU-rRNA from tricistronic rRNA transcript (SSU-rRNA, 5.8S rRNA, LSU-rRNA). The record is from RefSeq and is a predicted model, not a curated record. The coding region runs from base 1 to 624 and encodes 207 amino acids. The transcript is spliced from 5 exons. Gene Ontology annotation, cellular component: Pwp2p-containing subcomplex of 90S preribosome; small-subunit processome. Gene Ontology annotation, molecular function: protein binding; snoRNA binding.
AUGAGUGAUAAUGUGAAUGAGAUUAUGGAGAGAAUGGUUCCGGACCUGAGGGAUAUGGAAGAGAACGGAAUCUUCUCUCAUGGAGAAAUUACAUCUAUCAUUCACAAACGUCGCGGAAUGGAAUAUGCAAUGAGCAGCUAUUCGAAAACGAUCCAGGACUACCUUACUGCGAUUCAAUAUGAAAUCAAUUUGGAAACACUGCGGAAAAUGCGUAAGAAUCGUCUAGGUCUGAGCAAGUACCUGAAGAGCGACAGUAGUGUUGUGAAUCGGACCCAUUUUAUCUUUGAACGGAUGAUCCGGAGAUAUAAAAGCGAUUUAAAUGUUUGGCUAAAGUAUGUAGAGUUCUGUGAAUCAAUCGGUGCAAAUGGAAAGUUAGGGACUCUGUUUCCGAGAAUCCUGCAGUUGCACCCUCGAGCCGAAGGAGUUUGGGUGAAAGCAGCCAACUGGGAAAUGUCUCAAGGCAAUUUUUCGAACGCUCGAAGUGAUUUCUCUGCUUUCCGAUCACUCAUAGCUUUGAUGCAGCGCGCAAUCCGAAUCAAUAAGCACAGCCAGCUAUUAUGGAAAGAGUAUUUCCGAUUCGAACUGGGGCUUUCUCUCGCUGUUUUGAUUGCAGUCUCUUCGUGA